AUGUCGGAAACACAGGCAGCCAUUCCUCUGUCCCAGGGUGCUGGAUAUGGCGUUGUCAUUGGCCUAGGAGCUUUGUUCGCCUUGGUCAUGAUCGGUGUCACUUCAAUAAUGAGGCGUCGUGGCAAUGUUGAGAACGCCGAGGAAUUUACGGUCGCCAAACGCUCGCUCGGUACCGGUUUGACCGCUGCUGGAGUGACUUCCUCUUGGACUUGGAGCACAACAUUGCUUUCUUCUGCGACUGUGGCAUAUGAGUACGGUGUGGCUGGAUCCUUCUUCUAUGCUGCAUGCAAUAGCACUCAGAUCAUGAUAUUCAGCAACCUUGCGAUUGAAUCGAAACGCAAGGCGCCCAAUGCUCGUACUUUCCUGGAGAUCAUUCGUGUUCGUUACGGUACUGUUGCACAUCUGUCGUUCAUGUUCUUCAGCUUAGCUUCGAAUAUCCUGGUUGUGUCGUCUAUCUUGAUAGGCGGUGCUGCUGCAAUCAACUCUCUGACCGGCAUGAAUGUAUAUGCUAGUCUAUGGUUGUUGCCUAUGAGUGUGACUGCAUACACUCUACGUGGCGGACUUCGAGCAACAAUCUUGACGGAUUAUGUACACACUGCCAUAAUCUUGAUCAUCAUCUUCGUCUUCUGGUUCAAAGUCUACGCCACGGGUGAUCAGAUUGGAUCCCCAGCAAAGAUGUGGGACUUGCUUCACGACGCUGCUAAGCGAAACGACUACCCUGCACCGACAAAAGGAGGCACCUACUUGACCAUUCGGUCUCUGGGAGCGCUCAAGUUCGCCAUCCUCAGUAUACUUGAGUACACAGGUGUAGUCUUCCUCGAUAACUCGUUCCAUCAGAAAGGCAUUGCAGCUGAUCCUGCUUCUGCUGUUCCGGGAUACGUUCUAGGAGGACUGGCGUGGUAUGCGAUGCCUUUCACCUUGGCAACUACUAUGGGCAUUGCCGCCAUUGCGCUGGAGAACACGCCGGCAUUUCCCACAUAUCCUAACAGGAUGAGUACAACGGAGAUCAGUGCUGGGCUGACGCUGCCGUAUGCCGCGCAAACAAUUGCCGGUACAGGUGGUGCUGGUGCCGUCCUUGUCCUCAUGUUCAUGAGCUGCACCAGUGCGAUCUCGAGUCAACUGAUUGGUGUCUCCACCGUGCUGUCUUACGAUGUUUACAAGACUUACAUCAAGCCUAGUGCCACAGAUGCGCAAAUUCUUCGCGCAGGUCAUUACUGUGUCGUAGGAUUCGCUAUUUUCAUGGCGGCUUUUGGAAGUAUGCUUCACGGAGUCAAGAUCGAUCUUGGCUUCAUCUACAACAUGACUGGCAUAUUCACGGGUUCAGCGUUGCCCGCACUCAUCGCAACCUUCUUCUCCACAAGGCAAGGUCCUCUGGCGGCGGUCGCAUCGAUCUGGACAGGGUUCUUCUCUGCGGUCAUCACUUGGCUGACACUCGCCAAACGGUUCUCCGGCACUGUAAACAUCGCGUCGGUCGGGCGGACUGACCCAUGUUUGUAUGGUUGUAUCGCUGGCAUUGGCGCUGCUGCGGUCGUGACCAUUGCUAUCUCCAUCUUCCAUAACGCUCGCUACACCUGGGACACUCUCGGUGCUAUACGUCUGACAGACGUUGAUGGUAGCGACAAAGACGUUGCGUUCGAGGACCCUACUUAUAACCCGGAGAGACUGCGGAAGGCGGCUCAUAUCGCCCGUGCCAUCACGGUCUUCUUGUUUCUGGCGCUCUUCAUCGUAUGGCCAUUGAGUCUUUACGGCACAGCAUACCAGUUUUCGGAAAAGUUCUUCACGGGGUGGGUCAUCGUGUCUUUACUCUGGGCUGUCUUCUCUUUUGGAAGUAUUACCAUCUACCCGAUCAUUGAGGAGCGUCAUCGUCUUCUGUCCUGGAUCAAAGAGUUCUCUACGAAGCCCAAGGUUGAAGAGACGGACUCCGUGGAUGAAGUCAAAGUUGAGCCUGAUGACUCUGAGCGCGUUCCUGAGGAUCUAACGUGCGGUGAUAUCCGUACAAAGCCCGAAGUCUUGAGUAUAUGA
Molecule: messenger RNA, 2022 nt
Organism: Aureobasidium namibiae CBS 147.97
Lineage: Eukaryota; Fungi; Ascomycota; Dothideomycetes; Dothideales; Saccotheciaceae
Product: Na+/solute symporter
Exons: 8
Coding region: 1-2022 (673 amino acids)
Biological process (GO): spermidine transport; putrescine transport; urea transmembrane transport
Cellular component (GO): plasma membrane
Molecular function (GO): putrescine transmembrane transporter activity; spermidine transmembrane transporter activity; urea transmembrane transporter activity
Source: RefSeq, a predicted model, not a curated record